GCGAAAUUUUGUUGGGUCGGCAUGUCGGACAGCGCGUCCAGUUUCCUGCACAUCGGAGACCUGGUGUCUCUGUACGCUGAAGGCACCGUCAAUGGCUUCAUCAGCACCCUGGGGUUGGUGGAUGAUCGCUGUGUGGUGGAACCAGCCGCCGGAGACCUGGAGAACCCACCCAAGAAAUUCAGAGACUGCCUGUUCAAGGUGUGCCCAAUGAGUCGCUACUCGGCCCAGAAGCAGUUCUGGAAAGCCAAGCAGGCCAAACACGAGAAAGACAAGAUUGGCGACGUGGUUCUGCUCCAAAAACUGCAGCAUGCUUCUAAUUUGGAGCAGAAGCAAAACGAGACGGAGAACAAGAAGGUCCAUGGAGACGUUGUCAAGUACGGAACUGUCCUCCAGCUGCUGCACAUGAAGAGCAACAAGUACCUGACCGUGAACAAGCGACUGCCCGCGCUGCUGGAGAAGAACGCCAUGCGCGUCACACUGGACGGGACGGGCAACGAAGGCUCGUGGCUCUUCAUCCAACCUUUCUGGAAGCUGCGCGCCAACGGAGACAAUGUGGUGGUGGGAGACAAAGUGAUCUUGAACCCUGUCAAUGCCGGCCAGCCACUCCACGCCUCAAACUACGAGCUGAGCGACCAUCCGGGCUGUAAGGAGGUGAACUCUGUGAACUGCAACACCAGCUGGAAAAUCAACCUGUUCAUGAUGUUCAGCGACCACCGGGAGGAAGUGCUCAAAGGCGGCGACGUGGUGCGCUUGUUCCACGCUGAGCAGGAGAAGUUUCUCACCUGCGACGAGUACAAGAGCAAAAUUCACGUUUUCCUUCGCACCACACUCAGACAGUCGGCCACGUCGGCGACCAGCUCCAACGCCCUGUGGGAGGUCGAGGUUGUCCACCAUGAUCCGUGUCGCGGAGGGGCGGGACACUGGAACAGCUUGUACCGCUUCAAACACCUGGCCACUGGGAACUACCUGGCAGCUGAGGAAAAUCCUGGUUACCGAGGCGACAACGCUGAAAUGACCACCUCGAUGGAAAGUAGUCGCGGCAGCAAGCGCUCUCACGGCGAGAGGAUCAAGUACAAGCUGGUGGCCAUGCUUCACGGCAACGACAUCGCCUCGCUCUUUGAGCUGGACCCCACCACGCUGCAAAAGACAGACUCCUUUGUACCGCGGAACUCGUACGUGCGCUUCAGGCACCUGUGCACCAACACAUGGAUCCAGAGCACCAACGUUCCCAUCGACAUCGACGAGGAGAGACCCAUCAGAUUAAUGUUAGGAACGUGUCCCACUAAAGAGGACAAGGAGGCAUUUGCCAUCGUCUCGGUUCCUGUCAUGGAGAUCCGAGAUCUGGACUUUGCCAAUGACGCCAGCGCCAUGCUGAGCACGGUGGUGGACCAGUUCAGUCGGGGCUUCAUCAGUCAGAACGAUCGACGCUUCGCCAUCAAACUGUUGGAGGACGUGGUCUUCUUUGUGGCCGACGUGGUCAACAGCGGCCAGACGGUGUUGGACAUCGCCAUGACCAAAGCCAACCGCGAGAGACAGAAGCUGAUGAGGGAGCAGAACAUCCUCAAGCAGAUCUUUGGCAUCCUGAAGGUUCCUUUCAAGGACAGAGGGGGUGGAGAAGGACCUCUGCUGCGUUUGGAAGAGCUAGCGGACCAGAAGAACUCUCCCUACCAGUACAUGCUCAGACUCUGCUACCGUGUCCUACGACAUUCACAGGAGGACUACCGCAAGAACCAGGAGCACAUCGCCAAGCAGUUUGGUUUGAUGCAGGGUCAGAUCGGUUACGACAUCCUGGCGGAGGACACCAUCACCGCGCUGCUGCACAACAACCGCAAGCUGCUGGAGAAGCACAUCACCAAGACCGAGGUGGAGACCUUCGUCAGCCUCGUCCGCAAGAACCGAGAGCCCCGGUUUCUUGACUACCUGUCUGACCUGUGUGUGUCCAACAACGUGGCCAUCCCCGUCACUCAGGAGCUCAUCUGCAAAUGUGUGUUGGACCCCAAAAACCAGGACAUCCUCAUCAAGACAGAGCGUCGCCUGCCAAAAGACGUGGCCCCCGGCGAAAUUUCUACACAGUACAUGGGAAUGGACGACUACGGAGACGAAGACGAGGUGUGGCUGGUGUGGGCCGACAAGACCAAUGAGAAGCAGGAGAAGAGCAUCAGGCAGCUUGCUCAGGAGGCCAGACAAGGCAACGCCCAUGAUGAGAACGUUCUCACCUACUACAGGUACCAGCUGAAGCUCUUUGCCAGGAUGUGCUUGGACCGCCAGUACCUGGCCAUCGACGAGAUCUCCAAGCAGCUGGACGUGGAGCUCAUCUUCUUGUGCAUGAUGGACGAGACGCUGCCCUUUGACCUGCGCGCCUCCUUCUGCCGCCUGAUGCUGCACGCCCACGUGGACCGAGACCCGCAAGAACUGGUCACGCCGGUCAAGUUUGCCCGCCUGUGGACCGAGAUCCCCACCUCUAUCACCAUCAAAGAUUACGACUCCAACAUGGACGACAGCAGAGACAACAAGAAGAACCGCUUCUCCAACACAAUGGUUUUCAUGGAGGAGUAUCUCAACAACGUACUCAACGAGGAGCUGCCCUUUCACAACGAGGAGAAGAACAAGCUGACGUACGAGGUGGUGAGCCUGGCCCGCCAUCUCAUUUACUUUGGCUUCUACAGUUUCUUUGAGCUGCUGCGACUUACCAGGACGCUGCUGGGCAUCAUUGACUGCAGGCCCAACCCCUCGCAAAGUAGCGCCGUGUUGCACGAGGACGCCUCAGGGAAGAACGUGAAGCGCUCCAUCCACGGCAUGGGCCAGAUAAUGACCACGAUGGUCCUGAACAGGAAGCAGUCCUUAUUUGGUGGGCCAGGUUCCCGGGGGGCGGGGCUGGGCAUGGACGGACAGCGGGCGACUAAAGACAGUAUCGACAAGAUAGACCUGACCGUGAUGGACACCAAGCUGAAGAUUCUGGAGAUCCUACAGUUCAUCCUGAACGUGCGUCUGGACUACCGUCUGUCCUUCUUGCUGUCCAUCUUCAAGAAGGAGUUUGUGGACAUUUACCCGCUGGCCGACGCCGACGCCACCACCAGCAUGGAGCAAGCAGCCGCCAUCAACCUGCAGCACAUAGGAGAGCAGGCCGAGGCCAUGUUUGGCGUCGGGAAGGGCAACAGCAUCCUGGAGGUGGACGACGAAGGAGGUCGCAUGUUUCUGCGGGUUCUGAUCCACCUCACCAUGCACGACUACCCGCCUCUGGUGUCUGGAGCUCUGCAGCUUCUUUUCAGACACUUCAGCCAGAGACAGGAAGUGCUGCACACCUUCAAACAGGUCCAGCUGCUGAUCUCUGCCCAGGACGUGGAAAACUACAAGCUGAUCAAGUCGGAUCUAGAUCGUCUCAGGACGCUGGUGGAGAAGUCUGAGCUGUGGGUGGAGAAGAAGACUGGCGGAGGCGGCGACGGCAAAAAGGACAAGAAAGACAAGAAGGAGAAAACAGAGGGAGCAGCAGAGGACGCGGCUCCCAAGAAAGAGAAAGGCGAGAAGAGCAACGAGAACUAUCAGAACGUCAAAGAGAUCCAGGAGAGGUUGAACAAAAUGUGCAGCAGUGGUGUGUGGAAGAAGCAGCAGAGGCUGCUGAAGAACAUGGGAGCUCAUAAAGUCAUGUUGGACCUGCUGCAGGUCUCCUACGACCAGAACGAUGUGAAGAUGCAGGAGAUCAUCAGGUACGCUCACCUGUUCCUGCAGAAGUUCUGCAUGGGGAACCAGGAGAACCAGGCUCUGCUGCACAAGAACCUCAGUCUCUUCCUCAACCCCGGGCUGCUGGAGGCGGAGACAGUGCAGCACAUCUUCUGCAACAACUACCAGCUGUGCACGGAGAUCUCGGAGAGCGUCCUGCAGCACUUCAUCCACUGCCUGGCCACGCACGGACGCCACGUCCACUACCUCAACUUCCUGCACACCAUCAUCAAGGCCGAGGGGAAGUACGUGAAGAAGUGCCAGGAUAUGAUCAUGACUGAGCUGACCAACGCUGGCGAGGACGUGGUGGUCUUCUACAACGACAAGGCCUCCUUCAACGUCAUGCUAGAGCUCAUGGCCGAGAGCAGGGAGGGCGUCGGCGACAACAGCCCGCUCAGGUACCACAUCUCUCUGGUGGAGCUGCUGGCGGCGUGCGCCGAGGGCAAGAACGUCUACACGGAGAUCAAGUGCACGUCACUGCUGCCGCUGGAGGACAUCGUGCGAGUGGUGACGCAUGAGGACUGCAUCACCGAGGUGAAAAUCGCCUAUGUCAACUUUGUCAACCACUGCUAUGUGGACACAGAAGUGGAGAUGAAGGAGAUCUACACCUCCAAUCACAUCUGGAAGCUCUUUGGGGACUUCACUGUGGACAUGGCCCAGGUGUGCAACAAGCGGGAUAAACGUCUCUCCGACCCCAUCCUGGAGAAAUACAUCAUCAACGUGGUCUUCGACACCAUCAACGCCUUCUUCAGCUCGCCCUUCUCCGAGAACAGCACCUCGCUGCAGAGUCAUCACACUAUCGUCACCCAGCUGCUGCAGUCGUCUGUGCGCCUGCUGGACUGUCCCUGGUUACAGCAGCAGCACAGAGCACAGGUGGAGACCUGCAUCAAGACCCUCGCUGUCACAGCCAAGAGUCGCUCCAUCACACUUCCUCUGGACUUGGAGGCUCAGAUCAGCGGCAUGUUGUCCACCAGCGCCCUCAACUCCCUGUCACGCUCCAACCCCAACUACAAGUCCUCCUCGCGCUCCUCGCGGCCCGUCGCCACCGGCAACCCCUGGGACUACAAGAACAUCAUCGAGAAGCUGCAGGACGUCAUCAACACGCUGGAGGAGCGCCUCAAGCCACUGGUCAACGCAGAACUCUCCGUCCUGGUGGACGUCCUCCACCAGCCUGAGCUCCUCUUCCUGGAAGGAACCGACGCCCGCCUGCGCUGCGAGUCUGGGGGCUUCAUCUCCAAGCUGAUCCAGCACACCAAGGCUCUGAUGUCCACAGAAGAGAAGUUGUGUAUCAAGGUUCUGAGGACGCUGCAGGAGAUGUUGAUCAGAACUCUGGACUUUGAUGAAAAGGGAAUUUCACUGCGCAAGGUUCUGCUGCUGAACUACUUGUAUCCCAACAAGAAGAACAAUCCAAAGAACGACCUGGCAGAACUCGGAGCAGCAGGUGGCGAGCAGGAGCGCGACUGGGCGGCCGUGGCGGCGAUCCAGUGUCGCCUGGACCGAGAAGGCGCCACCAAGCUGUUCACGGACCUGGUGAUGAGCAGCAAGAACGACAAGAUCUUCCAGGAGAGCAUCCAGGUGGCCAUCUGUCUGCUGGAGGGAGGUAACACUGAGAUCCAGAACUCCUUCUACAAGCUGAUGAUGGGAGACAACAAGUCCGAGAAGUUCUUCAAGGUUCUCCAUGACAGGAUGAAAGAGGCGCAGACCGACAUCAAGGCCACCGUGUCGGUCAACGUUGGCGAGAUGACGCAAAAAACCAACGAGAAGGACCUGGACAACAGUUCUUCUUCACCGCUCGGACUUGGCACCGAUGGACAUUCCCUAUUGGUCCAGGGGCAAGGCGGGAGCCCCUCCUCCCUGCAGACUCAGCCAAUAGAGGAGCAGAAGGAGGUGGACACCGAGAUGGGCCCGGCCGUCCUCAUUAUGAAGCCCAUCCUGAGGUUCCUGCAGCUCCUAUGUGAGAACCACAACCAGGACCUGCAGAACUUCCUGCGCUGCCAGAACAACAAGACCAACUACAACCUGGUGUGCGAGACCCUCCAGUUCCUGGACAUCAUGUGUGGAAGCACCACAGGCGGCCUGGGCCUGCUGGGCCUGUACAUCAACGAAUCCAACGUCCACCUCAUCACGCAGACCCUGGAGACCCUCACCGAGUACUGCCAGGGCCCGUGCCAGGAGAACCAGACGUGCAUCGUGACGCACGAGUGCAACGGCAUCGACAUCAUCACGGCGUUGAUCCUCAACGACAUCAGCCCGCUGUGUCGCUACCAGAUGGAGAUGGUGCUGCAGCUCAAGGACAACGCCUCCAAGCUGCUGCUGGCGCUGAUGGAGAGUCGACACGACAGCGAGAACGCAGAGAGGAUCCUGUUUAACCUCCGACCCCGAGAACUGGUGGACGUGAUCAAGAAGGCCUACCACCAGGAGAGCGAGUGUGAGGGCGGGGAGGUGUCUCCUCGGGAGGUGGGACACAACAUCUACAUCCUGGCCCAGCAGCUGGCCAGACACAACAAGGCGCUGCAGAACCUCCUGAAGCCUCCCAAGAAGAACAAAGAAGGAGAGGAAGGCAUCUCCUCUAUGUUAAACUUGAACAAUCGUCCUCUGUCACAAAUGUUGAAGUCGUCAAUACCGACUAAUGUUGUGGAACAAGACCCUCUGGAGUACUACGACCUGCUCACUUCUCAGAUUGAGAUAGUGCGUGACGACCGGAGCAUGGAGCAGAUCGUGUUCCCUGUCCAUCCCAUCUGCGAGUUCCUGACCGAAGAGUCCAAGUGUCGCGUCUUCAACACCACCGAGCAGGACGAGCAGGGGUCAAAGGUCACGCAGUUCUUCGAGCAGACGUCCUUCCUGCACGGAGAGAUGGAGUGGCAGAAGAAGCUGAGGAGCAUGCCGGUGUUGUACUGGUUCUCUGGGAAGAUGUCUCUGUGGGGAACCAUCUCCUUCAACCUGGCCGUCUUCAUCAACCUCAUCAUCGCCUUCUUCUACCCCUACAACUCAGGACAAGCCGGCGCCAUCGACGACUCCCUGCUGCUGAUGUUGUUCUGGAUUCUGAUUGGUCUGUCCGUGCUGGCCUUGCUCUCGCAGCGUUACGGCCUGCAGCCGCUGACUCUGGCGCUCAUCCUGAGGUCCAUCUACCACCUGGGCAUCGGAAACACGCUCAUCCUGCUGGGGGCGCUCAACCUGAUCAACAAGGUCGUGUUCGUGGUGAGCUUUGUGGGCAACAACGGCACCUUCAUCAUGGGCUACAAGGCCAUGGUGAUGGACGUGGAGUUCCUCUACCACCUGGCCUACGUGCUCACCUCCACGCUGGGCCUCUUCGUCCACGAGCUCUUCUACAGCAUCCUGCUGUUCGACCUGAUCUACCGCGAGGAGACGCUCUUCAACGUGAUCAAGAGCGUGACGCGCAACGGACGCUCCAUCCUGCUGACGGCGCUGCUCGCCCUCAUCCUGGUCUACCUCUUCUCCAUCGUGGGCUUCCUGUGCCUCAAGGACGACUUCAUCAUGGAGGUGGACCCGCUGCCGCAGAUCGCCCAAGCUCCGGGGCAGGGCCACGCCUCGCAGGAGUUACCCCGGUCCUGUUCUGCCGACGGCGUCAGCUGCACGGCCGAGGCCGAAGAGGAAGAUGAGACCACCUCAGAGCGAGCGUGCGACACGCUGCUGAUGUGCAUCGUCACCGUCCUGAAUCACGGCCUGAGGAACGGCGGCGGCGUGGGCGACGUCCUCCGCCAGCCGUCCAAGAACGAGCCGCUGUUUCCCGCCCGCGUGGUCUACGACUUAUUGUUCUACUUCAUCGUCAUCAUCAUCGUCCUCAACCUGAUCUUUGGCGUCAUCAUCGACACAUUUGCCGACCUGAGAAGCGAGAAGCAGAAGAAAGAAGAGGUCCUGAAGACCACCUGUUUUAUCUGUGGUCUGGAGCGAGACAAGUUCGACAACAAGACGGUGUCGUUCGAGGAGCACAUCAAGCUGGAGCACAACAUCUGGAACUACUUGUACUUCAUCGUGCUGGUGCGUGAGAAGAACAAGACGGACUACACGGGGCCUGAGAGCUACGUGGCCAUGAUGAUCAAGAACAACAACUUGGACUGGUUCCCUCGCAUGCAGGCCAUGUCUCUGGUGGUCACCGAGGGCGACGGCGAGCAGAACGAGAUGAGGAUGCUGCAGGACAAACUGGCCUCCACCACCAAGGUUGUCAUGACGCUCACCACGCAGCUCACUGAGCUGAAGGAGCAGAUGACGGAGCAGAGGAAGAGGAGGCAGAGGAUGGGUUUUGUUGACGUCCAGCAGGGCGGCAGUGCUUCACUCCCUCCCAGCGCAGCAGGUGGAAACCCCCAGCUGUAAAAAAAAAAAAAAAAGAUUGAGUAGAGUGAAGUGCACUCAAUAAAGACACUACCAAGAUGUUUUUGAUAGAAAUUAUUUAAUGUUUAUUCAUGUUAUUUAAUGCUGAACGAUGUGCUAUAAUGAGAUGCUAACAUUUCACUGUUUUGGAUGGAAAGUGACUUGAACAUGUUAUGUUAAAUAGAAUAUUAAUAAUAGCAUAACAUGAGUGAUGUGCUUUUAGCCUCAUUUAAACUGUAAGAAAAAUAUGUUUUUGUUAAACAUUUAUUUAAAUGUGACAUUCAUGUUUGUAUUAAGUUGAUUAAAUGUCAUA
Nerophis lumbriciformis (worm pipefish) is the source of this 8359-nucleotide messenger RNA. RefSeq names its product inositol 1,4,5-trisphosphate receptor, type 3 (gene itpr3). Gene Ontology annotation, biological process: calcium ion transmembrane transport. Gene Ontology annotation, cellular component: membrane; endoplasmic reticulum. Gene Ontology annotation, molecular function: inositol 1,4,5 trisphosphate binding; inositol 1,4,5-trisphosphate-gated calcium channel activity. The record is from RefSeq and is a predicted model, not a curated record. Lineage: Eukaryota; Metazoa; Chordata; Actinopteri; Syngnathiformes; Syngnathidae.